Molecule: messenger RNA, 2358 nt
Organism: Aspergillus pseudotamarii
Lineage: Eukaryota; Fungi; Ascomycota; Eurotiomycetes; Eurotiales; Aspergillaceae
Product: SAM and PH domain-containing protein
Exons: 2
Coding region: 1-2358 (785 amino acids)
Molecular function (GO): protein binding
Source: RefSeq, a predicted model, not a curated record
AUGGAGGAUUACGAUAACGACGACUCCUCAUCGUACCCCGAGUAUUCGCCCUUCACAAGUGUUGCUUCGUUUGGUACUGGAAGUAUUUCGACUGCCUCAACCCCAGAUGAAGCUACUACGCCUGACACGACCGGGUUGACCUUGUUCGACUUCCAUAUUGACGAAAAGGCAGUGAGGGGUCCGAAUGGACCGCACUUGUUCAGAUCUUCUAUGGACUCUUCGGAGCAUAAUGAUUUGACUGAGAUGGAAACGGGGACCAUACACUUUGAGACCCGUCCACCCAGUGCCAUUCUCCCUUUUCAUCAGUCUGCUUCAAAGCUGGACCCGGUGAGGCAUGACACACCCGUCCCUAAUGGCCUCCCCUAUACGUCACAACCUCGCCAACAACCUCGCCAACAGCCGCAGAUGACACCUCAGAUGCAACCUCAGGUACAACGGCAUUCUUUCAUUGGGCAGGACAUUGCGCCCAAUGAGUUUGACGCUCCCCAGUGGACACCAGAAGACGUCUCCAGAUGGCUGCAGAUCAACAGGUUUGACAACAGCAUUAUCCAGACGUUCUUCACGAACGAUAUCUCUGGAUUUAUUCUACUUGAGCUUCAGACCCAAGAUCUGAAAGAAUUAGGUAUCCAAUCUUUUGGAAAGCGGCACAUGUUGAUGGGUGCUAUUCAAAAUCUUCGCAACUCCGCUAGUGCCGGGGCGCGGGCUUCUCGGAAUGAUUCCUAUGUUCGAGAGGCACCUCCAACUCCUUACACUGCUUCUACGUUGACAAGUGAAUGCCAGUCAAGCCGGGUUACGGAUGACGACGGGUCGAGGAGAAAAAACAAUAAUAGCCGGGGACGUCGACACCGAGACAAUGACCAGUCCUACCAAGUAGCAGAGGAGCGUCCAGGAGAGCCAGUUUCGAUUGUCGCGAUUGAGGAAGUGCUGCCAAAGCUUCACAGCUGUUCCAAGGGCGAGAACUGCCGUAAAUGGCAAAAACAGCAGGCUCGGCUCGCUCAAAUGGCAAAAGACUUGCCAAUUGGCACGUUGAAUGGCCGAUUCGUUCUGAUGGGGGACCCAGGUAAUCCUGCAACAGCCCCUAAUCUGAUCAAAACACCCGGGUCGGAGGUCACCCCGUCAUUAGUUGCUUCAUCUGACGUGAUGGGACCCAUUGAUAAAUCCGGCUUCCCGUUAUCCAAGGAGAAGCUUAGGGAGGUCCAACCUAGAGACCCGCAGGAAAAUGUUCGAAACUUCUUGAGUUUCCAGCAAUUGAAUAAAUUGCAGCCGGUGAAUCAGCCGGGAACCCCGCCGAAAGAAGUACUUCCCUCGCCAGAAUCCGAGUCGCCAGCAUCAGUCAAGGGCAAUCCUCUCACUGAGAACCUCCGAAACUUACCAAAACUGCAGAUCCCUGCUACCCCGGACGAUGGCGACUUGGAGUUCACCCCAAACUUAUCAUCUCAGAGGACUGCCACACCUUCUACCGUGCGCAAGAAGCCUUACUAUAACGAUGAGUACCCAACGGCCAUACCUCGAGGACAGAAGUAUGCUUAUGGUGUAAACUCGUCCCCUGGUGAUUUUUACCGCGUCGAUCCACAUUAUGGCCAAGAGACUCCGGUAUCUGAAGCGGAUGCCCCUAUGACUGCUUUCCCAAUCGGCCUAGUUCCGAGGGAGGAGUCCCAAUCCGUUCCCCCAAACAUGCGCUUUGGUUCAAACCGCCAUGUCAUUGCCGAUCCCAUCCGCCGGCCUUCAUCCACUCAGCCGGAAGGACGUCGCAGAGAGAGCUCCCAUAACAUUAUUCCGACCUUGAAACCCCUUGAUGAACGCCGUGCAGUUAACCCGAUCGACACACCGGAAGACUUACAAAAGGCAUGGGAACGGAGAAAUCUCCUUUCUCCCGGUAGACGGUCCCCCAACGAUGUCACCCACAGCGGAUGGAUGAAGAAACGAAAGACUACUCGUCUUCUGCGCCACGAGUGGGAGGAUCAUCACUUUACUCUUCAGGGAACGCAACUGGCAAUGCAUACAGACGAAGAGUCGUCUCGCCGCCGCUCCAAAGCCCUUGAGUACAUUGAUGUGGAUGACUACGCUGUUGCCUGCUCAUCAUUAGCCUCCAAUUCAAAGUUGACUGCCGCUUUCAAAAAGACCGUCCUUAAACGCAAACCCGAUGGCCUUACAGACUCAGCCUUCGGGUUCUCUUUAAUUCCAGCAUCUGGGAAUGGCAAUACCGUUGAUAAAAAGGCUCUGUUUUUGCACAGUGGCAAGAGUCACCAUUUUGCCGUGAAGACCCGAGAUGAACGUAUUGACUGGAUGCGAGAACUCAUGCUUGCGAAGGCUCUGAAACGCGGAGCCUCUGUGAACAUGAAUGGCAGUAUGAUUUAA